AUGAUCGGAAAAACCAUCCUCAUUACUUUCUUCGCUGCCUUCGCCGCCGCUGCUGAACUCGGGCAUCUUGUACCAGCUCCAGCUGCCGUUGCCGUUGUCGACGAAGCUCCUUUGCUUCAAGUGAAUCCCGCAAUAGCUCCCGAGCCACGCAUCUUGAGCGACGGCGAACAAAUCCCCAUUUUGCGCAACGAACAAGACAUCCUUCCCGACGGUUCUUACACGUACGCUUACGAAACCGGAAAUGGUAUCCAAGCCAGCGCUCAAGGAACCGUGAAACGCAUCGAAGAUGAAGAUGUCGUUGUUGCCACAGGCGAAUACAGUUACACCGAUCCCGAAGGCAACUUGAUCCGUGUCACUUACAUUGCCGACGAGAAUGGUUUCCAACCACAAGGCGAUCAUUUGCCACAAGCUCCCGAAGUCCCAAUUGCCAUUCAACGUGCCUUGGCUUUCUUGGCAACAGCUGAGCCCUACACCGAGGAACGUUCUGCCAACAAGAAGAAGUAA
Culicoides brevitarsis is the source of this 504-nucleotide messenger RNA. RefSeq names its product endocuticle structural glycoprotein ABD-4-like. The record is from RefSeq and is a predicted model, not a curated record. Gene Ontology annotation, molecular function: structural constituent of chitin-based larval cuticle. Gene Ontology annotation, cellular component: chitin-based extracellular matrix. The transcript is spliced from 2 exons. Bases 1 to 504 code for a protein of 167 amino acids. NCBI's taxonomy places the organism in Eukaryota, Metazoa, Arthropoda, Insecta, Diptera, Ceratopogonidae.